AUGUCGUGGGAUUCACCACUCCGCUUCGGCGGUCCCCAAGCCACAGGCAGUGAAGUCGACGAGGAUGAGGAUGACUCUGUUGUUACUCCAGCUGAGGCUAGAAAGGUGGCGGAACGCGAGCGUAAGAAGGAAGAGGUGCGUAAGCGUCUCGAGGAGGCCAGCAGGGCCAAGAAAGCCAAGAAAGGCUUCUUGACACCUGAACGAAAGAAGAAACUCAGGAAACUUCUGAUGAUGAAAGCUGCAGAAGAUUUGAAACAACAGCAAAUGCUCAAGGAACAAGAACGACAGCGUGUGCUUCAGGAACGAAUUAUUCCGUUGCCGGAUCUCGAUGAAUGCGAUGAUCUGGAAGAGGUCUAUAAUCAAAUGCGCGAUCGCCUGAUUGCUUUGGAAAGUGAGAACUACGAUGUCUCUUACAUAGUACGACAGAAAGACUUCGAAAUCAACGAGCUUACUAUUGCCGUGAACGAUCUUCGUGGAAAAUUCGUGAAACCGACAUUGAAGAAGGUAUCAAAGACCGAGGGCAAAUUCGAUAAACUGAAGAAGAAAGAAGCUGCUAAGGUUGACUUCCGUUCCAAUCUGAAGCAGGUCGACAAAAACCAGUUCGCUAUGGAUGAGGUAAAAAAAUACUGGAAAUCAAAAUUAGUCAAAUAUCAAAGAGUUGUAAAGCUAAUUCCAAACAGCAAAUGUCGCUACCUCGACGGGUCCAAGCAGUGA
Haemonchus placei is the source of this 714-nucleotide messenger RNA. NCBI's taxonomy places the organism in Eukaryota, Metazoa, Nematoda, Chromadorea, Rhabditida, Trichostrongylidae. The record is from the annotation of a GenBank genome assembly.